AUGUCCCUAAAGGUCGCCUCCUUCUUCCUCUGCACCCUGAUUGCACCUAAUCUCACAGAUGAAGAUGCUUUGCUGCCAGCACCUCAGAAUAUCUCUAUUAUUUCUACCAACAUGAAACAUUUCUUAACUUGGAGUCCUGUGACCAUCCGAGGAGAAACCGUGAGAUACUCUGUUGAAUUUCAGGGGGAGUAUGAACGGGAGUAUGCCAACGAGAGCUGGAUCCCCAUCUGUGAGUGUUCGCUCAUUACAGCCACAGUGUGUAACAUCACAGAGGAUAUCUCAGCCACUGUUCCCUAUAACCUGCGUGUGAGGGCAGACAUUGGCACUCAAAGAUCAGAGUGGGGCACCCUCAAAGUUUUCUUCAAUCGCAUCACAACUUACCUGACCCCACCUCUGAUGAAGAUCAUAGCAGAUGGGUAUCAUUUACUAGUGGAGCUGGAAGACCUGGGGCCAGCCUUUCAGUUCCAUGUUCUCUAUUGGAGGAAGGGCCAGGAGAGUAGGAUACAGCAGAAGAUGGUAAAAGAGAUCAGCUCCACACUUCACCUGGACACCAUGGAGGCAGGAACUGAAUAUUGUGUAAAAGCUCAGACAUAUGUAGAGGCCAUCAACAGAAGCAGCAACUUCAGCGAGAUGCAGUGUGUGAGGGCACAAGGUGACAGAUCCACGUGGCUUGUUACUGCCCUCAUCUCCUCUGCCAGCUUUGCUGUGGUUGCUUUGACCCUUCCUUUCCUUGCCUGGAAAACAAGCAAAAUCUUGAAGCUUGAACACUGUGAUCUGAUGGUGCAUGUGAUGCCCUCAGAAGAUGUUCUCCGACUGUGGAUUCAAGAAACACUUUAG
Messenger RNA from Tinamus guttatus (white-throated tinamou), 837 nucleotides. The record is from RefSeq and is a predicted model, not a curated record. Lineage: Eukaryota; Metazoa; Chordata; Aves; Tinamiformes; Tinamidae.